AUGACGGCAGUCGUAGCGGCGAAGUCUACAAGCAUGGCGGGGAAGAAGCUCCGGAAGCCGUACACCAUCACCAAUCCUCGGCAGAAGUGGACCGCCGACGAGCACGACCGGUUCCUCCACGCGCUGGUGCUGCACGGCCGCGACUGGAAGAGGAUCCAGGCAUUCGUCGCCACCAAGACAGCCACGCAGAUCCGCAGCCACGCCCAGAAGCACUUCCUCAGGGCUCAGAAGAUGGGCCUCGCGGUGCCGCCGGCGCACCCUCGCCGCGCCGGCGCCGUCCGCCAGGCGCAGCCACCCAUCAGUUGGCUGCCCUCGUUUGCGGAUGAUGACGCCGUCAUGUCGGAGGACGAGACGAUUUCGAUUCGUCAGCUUCCGCUGUCUCCGGACCAUCCGGACUUUGCUCUGGUGUACAGGUUCGUCGGUGACGUCUUUGGCUCGGACGCGCCGCGGCCGGUGGAAGCGCAGUUGCAGAGACUGCUGGGCGCGGAUCCUGUCAUUGUGGAAACCAUUUUAUGUGUACUAGGGAACCUGGAAGCUAGUCUAUCAUUUUAG
Miscanthus lutarioriparius is the source of this 552-nucleotide messenger RNA. The record is from the annotation of a GenBank genome assembly. Lineage: Eukaryota; Viridiplantae; Streptophyta; Magnoliopsida; Poales; Poaceae.